GUUCCGUUGAAACGCUCUGAUGAAGGCAAGGAGCUCCCCUGUGAAAAAUUACCCGACAUUUUUAUUGCCAUGGCGAAGAAAAAAGAGCCCGAGUUCUUACUCGAAAUUUAUUCACGAGGGAAGCUACCACACUACAUCGGAUUAUGCCAUACGAGACACAUACUACAACGGAUUAUGCCAUACGGAACAUACUACAACACGACAUCCCAUACAUACCCACGUUAUAUAUCAUACGACUUAUCCGAAAUGGUUAACACAAGACAAUAUCAAAGGGAUGCUCAGCGAGGAAAUGCUGACGCUUGGGCGACUGUCACAAGUCCGGAAAUAGUUGAAGGUAGACCAGGAAAAGGUCUAUCAAAUGUAUCACGCAAAGGUCCUGCGUUAUCUGAACGCGUAGAAGUAGCGGAACGGCCGUUCGGCAAGGACGUGCCUCAUACCACGGCAUUUUCGAUGAUCAUCAUGUAUUAA
This is a messenger RNA of Paraglomus occultum, 468 nucleotides long. NCBI's taxonomy places the organism in Eukaryota, Fungi, Glomeromycota, Glomeromycetes, Paraglomerales, Paraglomeraceae. The record is from the annotation of a GenBank genome assembly.